CCUCAUUGUUUUGUGGUCUGUGCAAAAUUUGUAAUUGAAGAUUUGUAAACUUUGUAAAGUUGUAAACAAAAAAUAAAAUACCUGUGUUCACUGCUCAGAUAGUAUAGUGUUUCUGUUUUAUGUUAAAACACAACUACAUAUUUAAAUAACUAAACGAGAGAAAAAUGGCUGGUAUUUUAUUGAGCCAUACAGAAAAAGUUUAUAUUACACACGGCGUUAAGAAUGAAUACCGGUCAGAUGGGAGGUCAAACAUCGACUACAGGCCAAUGGAACUGGAGACAGAUGUGGUUAGCCAUGCAAGUGGCUCAGCGAGGCUCAGGCUUGCAAAUACAGACAUUUUGGUUGGUGUCAAAACAGAAAUAGAUGUUCCCAAGCCUGAUAAACCGGGGUUAGGCAAGAUUGAAUUUUUUGUUGAUUGUUCAGCAAAUGCAACACCAGAGUUUGAGGGCCGUGGUGGAGAGCAACUUGCUAACAGCAUAUCCAAUAUAAUGCUGAGAGCAUACCAGUCAGCACAAGCUUUCAAUCUAAAACAGUUAUGUAUAUUUGAAGGGAAACAGUGUUGGAAACUCUACAUUGACAUACUGAUUCUAGAAUGUGGUGGAAACCUGUGUGAUGCAGUGUCACUUGCAGUAAAAGCUGCUCUUUUUAACACUAGAAUACCAUUUGUUAAAGCAGCGCUCAUGGAUGGUGGCAAUGUAGACUUGCAAUUAUCAGAUGAUCCAUUUGACAGCAAAUGGUUGGAUGUUGGAUCUGCACCACUUUUGGUAACAUUGUGCAGGAUAGGUGAGAAGUGUGUUGUAGAUCCGACUGCAGAGGAGGAAAGUUGUAGUUUGGUAUCGCUCAUUGUUGGAGUUACGGGAAACCCUAAAUAUUACAAUGACUAUGAAGAUGAAGAGGAACUACCUGCUUUUGAAGCCAAAUGCAGUGUGAUUAGCAUGCAUGGCCCCGGCAGUGUCUCACCACAAAAUUUGAGAGAUGCCAUAAAUCAGGGAAUAAUUGCAGCUGUGUGUUUAGAUGAAGCUUUAGGAAAAACUCUAUUCCGGGAGAGGCGAGACACUGAACAAUUUAAAAGACAUUCAUAUGGAUUUUUAAAAUGAAUACAUAUUAAGUUUACUAAAUGAAA
Bicyclus anynana (squinting bush brown) is the source of this 1123-nucleotide messenger RNA. It is a transcript of the gene Rrp42, whose product is annotated as exosome complex component RRP42. The record is from RefSeq and is a predicted model, not a curated record. Gene Ontology annotation, biological process: nuclear polyadenylation-dependent rRNA catabolic process; exonucleolytic trimming to generate mature 3'-end of 5.8S rRNA from tricistronic rRNA transcript (SSU-rRNA, 5.8S rRNA, LSU-rRNA); U5 snRNA 3'-end processing. Gene Ontology annotation, cellular component: nuclear exosome (RNase complex); cytoplasmic exosome (RNase complex). The transcript is spliced from 6 exons. Bases 165 to 1097 code for a protein of 310 amino acids. Lineage: Eukaryota; Metazoa; Arthropoda; Insecta; Lepidoptera; Nymphalidae.